Molecule: messenger RNA, 543 nt
Organism: Ruditapes philippinarum (Manila clam)
Lineage: Eukaryota; Metazoa; Mollusca; Bivalvia; Venerida; Veneridae
Product: exosome complex component CSL4-like
Exons: 6
Biological process (GO): RNA processing
Cellular component (GO): nuclear exosome (RNase complex); cytoplasm
Molecular function (GO): RNA binding
Source: RefSeq, a predicted model, not a curated record
ACGUAUUUUUUUAGCUUAUUGCAAAAAAUGUUGAUACAUUUCAACCUCUCAUUAUUGGAUUAAUCCAAAAUGUCUGCGCCCAUGGUUUGUGUUCCAGGACAGCGUUUAUGUAGGGAAGAAGAUAAGUUGAAGGCUGGUCGAGGCACUUACACCAGAAACAGUUUCAUAUAUUCAUCACUCGCAGGUCCAUUAAUAACUACAAACAAUGAAGAUGGGAUGACAUUGGUGGAGGUGGUGAGGAAUGCAGAGGAAUAUGUUGUCCCAUCUGUUGAUGCUCUAGUUACAGCAAAGGUGACCAAUGUGAACCCUAGGUUUUGUAAAUGUGCCAUCAUUAGAGUUGGAAAAACUACAUUAAAAGAUUCCUUCCGUGGGAUGAUAAGGAAGGAAGAUGUCAGGGCCACUGAAAAAGAUAAGGUUGAGAUGUAUAAAUGUUUCAGGCCUGGUGAUAUUGUGAUUGCUAGAGUGAUCUCCCUUGGUGAUUCACAGUCUUACCUUCUUACUACGGCAGAAAAUGAAUUGGGAGUUGUCAUAGCAACCAGUGAA